AUGGCAUCGGGUGGAAGUAGUGAUUUGAAAACGGCUUUUGAUACCUAUGCAAAAUUCGGUAAAACAGAAGCGCAAUUGAAAGAGAAAGAUAUUCGAAUUGAUUCGAAAAAUCUUCAAAAAAUGAUGAAAGAUGCUGGUGUUAUUGAUUCCAAAUACACAACGCAGUUAUUCGAUAAUGACAUUGCUCGUGUUCUCGGCAAAUUAACCAGCGGUGGAACCUAUCCGAAAGGAAUAAAAACAUUCGAAUUGAACGGUUUCAAAGCACUUAUCGAUCAAGUUGCUGACACGAAGAAGACAACAGCUGAUGCGAUCAUUGCGAAAAUCAAUUCGACAGGUGGUCCAAGUCUGGCCAAUGUUACAGGAACAGCGAACAAAGACAUCACUGGACGCAUGACCGAUCACACUCAAUACACCGGUGCACAUAAGCAACGCUUUGGCGAAGAUGGCCACGGCAAAGGAAAGGAAGGUCGUACUGACGAAGCGAAAAAUACAGGCUAUGUUGGUGCUUACAAAGGUGACGUCGAGAAAAAAUAUUUAAAUAUCUUUCUUGUAUUUAAAACAACACCCAAAGACAAAUUAAGGCUCGAAAUUACAAUGCUCUCGAAAUUUAACAGCAUCAACUCGAUUGUUGACUAUCUCCGAGAACCGAUUGUUCCGUCGACAACGAAGGAUUCUCGUAAUAAUACUACUGUUGGUUUGAAAAUGUCGAAAAAACAGCGAAAAACAAAGGAGACGGCGAACUCUACGGACACUACACAUUCUCCCCCGCGAUCUCAACCACAAAUGCUACACAACGUGAACAUUGAAGUAUUACCGAAAGGUCGAAUGAGAUAUGGUCCUAUAACGGUUAAUCCGCGAAAAUUGCCAUCGAAAACCUUGUUUACGGGCCGUCGAUCAAAAUAUGAAGUCUUAUCUACGGAUGAAGAAGAACGUCGUCGUGAUCGACGCGAACGUAAUCGCAUCGCCGCAACGAAAUGUCGCGAAAAACGGGAAACCGUUCUCGGUCAACUGGAAAAUCAACACCAAGAUGAGUUAGAAACCCAUCGGAACCUUUUGAAAACAGUUCAUGAUCUCGAACAGCAAAAGAAAUAUCUAGAAAAUAUUCUAAACAACCAUUUGAAUGACUGUCCUCUACUUAACCCUUCGUUUUCUAUGAUCUUCGGUGAUACAAGUUUUCUUUCGACGAUUAUCGAUGUUCCUCCUCCAGUACUCCCGCCUGGCCCUCAACCUAUUGUCAACAGUGAAGACGACGAACUCAGUCACAUACUUGAUCCAUCGCCCGGAUUGACCAAUUCAGCUUAUGAGACCGAUGAUUCCAAUCAAAUCUUUCUGCCACCACUCGGAGGAUUAUCAGCACAACCCAUAACGAUGACUAGCAGUAGUAUCGAACGGUUAAUUAACAGCUUGAACACUCCGACCAUCUCAAUGGAAAGUGCGAAUAAUCAUUCCAUGUUAGUCAACACUGCAUUCGUGAUGAUGACUCGUUACCAUCACGUGCCAAUCCUUGUGUGUAUUAAUUCAAAGCAAUUUGUCUCUCAUUCGUUGUCGCAAUGA
This is a messenger RNA of Adineta ricciae, 1554 nucleotides long. The record is from the annotation of a GenBank genome assembly. NCBI's taxonomy places the organism in Eukaryota, Metazoa, Rotifera, Eurotatoria, Adinetida, Adinetidae.